Tachysurus fulvidraco (yellow catfish) is the source of this 2397-nucleotide messenger RNA. RefSeq names its product glycogen synthase 2 (gene gys2). Lineage: Eukaryota; Metazoa; Chordata; Actinopteri; Siluriformes; Bagridae. The record is from RefSeq and is a predicted model, not a curated record. The transcript has 16 exons. Gene Ontology annotation, cellular component: cytoplasm. Gene Ontology annotation, molecular function: alpha-1,4-glucan glucosyltransferase (UDP-glucose donor) activity. The coding region runs from base 123 to 2243 and encodes 706 amino acids. Gene Ontology annotation, biological process: glycogen biosynthetic process.
AGUCCAAACUCCUCUGUGACUCUCAGGGAUUAAGAGCGGUGACCAAAUCCCAGCUCUGUGAGCAGCUUCACUGUCUUCCUGACGGAUUUUCAUCUGAAACAUAGUCUGAUAUUUUUCCCAUCAUGCCUCUGACCAGGUCUCUGUCCAUGAGCUCAUUGAGUGGCCUUCCUCUGUGGGAGGAAGAGGAGUUACCUGUGGAGGAUCUGCUGCUGUUUGAGAUAGCGUGGGAAAUCACCAACAAAGUGGGGGGAAUUUACACCGUCAUCCAGACCAAAGCUAAGAUCACAGUGGAUGAGUGGGGUGAGAACUUCUUCAUGAUCGGCCCUUAUUACGAACACAACUUCAAGACACAGGUGGAGAAGUGUGAACCUACUAACCCUGCCGUGAAAGCAGCCAUGGAGGCCAUCAGCAACAACGGCUGCCAGGUGCACUUUGGUCGGUGGCUUAUAGAAGGCAGUCCAUACGUGAUCCUGUUUGACAUCGGAGCCGCUGCCUGGAACCUGGACCGCUGGAAGGGAGACCUAUGGAACACUUGUAGCAUCGGGCUGCCUUAUCACGACCGAGAGGCCAACGACUCGCUCAUCUUCGGCUCGCUCGUCGCCUGGUUCUUUAAAGAGUUAACAGAUCGUCUUCAGGACAAACUCAAAGUAAUGGCUCAUUUUCACGAGUGGCAGUCAGGAGCAGGUCUGGUGCUCAGUCGCUCCCGUAAUAUCCCCCUGGCCACCAUGUUUACUACACACGCUACACUUCUGGGCCGCUAUCUGUGUGCUGGGAAUGUGGACUUCUACAACAACCUGAAUAAGUUUGAUAUAGACCGGGAAGCAGGAGAGAGACAGAUCUACCACCGCUACUGUCUGGAGAGAGCUGCAGUACACUGCUCGCACGUUUUCACCACCGUCUCUAACAUCACAGCCGUGGAGGCCGACCACAUGCUGCACAGGAAACCCGAUGUGGUCACACCGAACGGUCUAAAUGUGAAGAAGUUUUCGGCUAUGCACGAGUUUCAGAACCUGCACUCGCUGAACAAACUGAAGAUCCAGGAGUUUGUGAGAGGACACUUCUACGGUCAUCUGGACUUCAAUCUGGAGAAAACGCUGUACUUCUUCAUCGCAGGCCGGUACGAGUUUUCCAACAAAGGAGCCGAUCUCUUCCUGGAAGCUCUGUCCAGGCUAAAUUACCUGCUUCGGGUCCAUAAGAGCGACGUGACGGUGGUGGUUUUCUUCAUCAUGCCGGCGAAGACCAAUAACUUCAACGUGGAGAGUCUGAAAGGGCAAGCCGUGCGAAAGCAGCUGUGGGACACUGCGCAGUCGGUGAAGGAGAAGUUUGGCAAGCGCUUGUAUGAGGCGUUGUUAAGUGGUGAGAUCCCAGACAUGAGCAAAAUCUUAGACAAAGACGACUUCACAAUAAUGAAGAGGGCCAUUUACGCAACGCAGAGACACACUCUUCCUCCGGUGACCACUCACAACAUGCUGGACGACUCCACGGACCCCAUCCUGAGCAACAUCCGCCGCAUCGGCCUCUUCAACAGCCGCAGCGACCGAGUGAAGAUUGUUUUCCACCCCGAGUUUCUGUCCUCCACCAGCCCACUGCUGCCCAUGGACUACGAGGAGUUCGUCCGCGGCUGUCACCUUGGAGUGUUUCCUUCUUAUUAUGAACCCUGGGGAUACACACCAGGCGAGUGCACGGUGAUGGGAAUCCCGAGCGUCACCACUAACCUCUCUGGGUUUGGCUGCUUCAUGGAGGAGCACAUAUCAGACCCCACUGCUUACGGGAUUUAUAUCGUGGACCGGCGUUUCCGCUCAGCAGACGAGUCGUGUCAUCAGCUCACUCAGUUCAUGUUUACCUUCUGUCAGCAAUCACGACGUCAGCGUAUCAUCCAGCGUAACCGCACUGAGCGUCUGUCUGACCUGCUGGACUGGAGAUACCUCGGCCGGUUCUACAUGCACGCUAGACACCUGGCCCUCAGCAGAGCUUUUCCUGAACAGUAUAAAAUGGACACACUCGCACCUCCACUGACUCAAGGAUUCCGUUACCCCCGCCCCCCCUCGGUCCCACCCUCCCCAUCUGCCUCCCUCCACUCCACCCCACAUCACAGUGACGCCGAGGACGAAGAUGAUGAUGAGGACGAGCCCUAUGAUGAGGAAGAGGAGGCUGAGAGGGACAGAGUGAACAUCAAGUCCCCCUUCACGCUAGGAGCCGUACCCAAGGGUAAGAAGAAGCAACCGGGAGAGUACGGGAAUUAGUGAGGCCACGCCCACAGCACACACAAACUCCUCCCACUUCUACACACUGCCCUUGUUGGGAGACAUUUUGGUUCAUUAGAAUUAUGAAGCAUGUAAUUAAAGAAGUCACAUUUCUGUAUGGGGGAAAAAAUAAAACAGUGUGUUGAGUGCAAAA